Triticum aestivum (bread wheat) is the source of this 884-nucleotide messenger RNA. RefSeq names its product CEN-like protein 2. Lineage: Eukaryota; Viridiplantae; Streptophyta; Magnoliopsida; Poales; Poaceae. The record is from RefSeq and is a predicted model, not a curated record. The transcript is spliced from 4 exons. Bases 107 to 628 code for a protein of 173 amino acids.
CAAUGCCCAAUAAGCAGCUCAAGGCACAUCGAAGUAUAUUAGCUUCGCAACAACCAGACAGAGUAUUUACCGUGCAAGACCAAAAUACCUCCCUCCCCUUCCAACCAUGUCUAGGUCGGUGGAACCUCUUAUUGUGGGGCGGGUGAUUGGAGAAGUUCUUGAUACAUUUAACCCAUGUGUGAAGAUGGUAACGACCUAUAACUCCAACAAGCUUGUCUUCAAUGGCCAUGAGCUCUACCCAUCAGCGGUUGUAUCUAAACCACGAGUAGAGGUCCAAGGGGGUGACUUGCGUUCCAUGUUCACACUUGUUAUGACAGACCCUGAUGUGCCAGGGCCAAGUGAUCCAUAUCUAAGGGAGCACCUUCACUGGAUUGUUACUGAUAUACCUGGGACAACAGAUGCUUCUUUUGGACGGGAAGUCAUAAGCUAUGAGAGCCCAAAGCCCAACAUAGGCAUCCACAGGUUCAUUUUUGUGCUCUUCAAGCAGAAGCGAAGGCAGACUGUAACUGUGCCUUCCUUCAGGGAUCAUUUCAACACCCGUCAGUUUGCUGCGGAGAAUGACCUCGGCCUCCCUGUGGCAGCUGUCUACUUCAACUGUCAGAGAGAGACUGCUGCCAGGAGGCGCUGAAAAUCCAGCUCUCGUUGUCCCAGUUAUGACAAAUAAAGGCCUAUGGAGUUCCAAUCUUCUUUUCGAAGUGGAUACUCGUCUGCUACAUUACUUGCUCGUGAACCAAUGCUUCCUUGCCACAUUACUUGCUCAUGGAUCUACAAAUAAAUCAAAUGCAUUUUGCAGAUUGUAUUAGAAUUAGAUUGUUUUGUAAGCAGUAAGAUUGAUAAUCAUGUUGACAAAUGCCAGUGCAGCAAGUGGUCCAUGUUUGUGGUUC